This is a messenger RNA of Hibiscus syriacus, 762 nucleotides long. Its product is annotated as vacuolar iron transporter homolog 2-like. The transcript has a single exon. The record is from RefSeq and is a predicted model, not a curated record. Gene Ontology annotation, biological process: intracellular manganese ion homeostasis. Gene Ontology annotation, molecular function: iron ion transmembrane transporter activity; manganese ion transmembrane transporter activity. Gene Ontology annotation, cellular component: membrane. NCBI's taxonomy places the organism in Eukaryota, Viridiplantae, Streptophyta, Magnoliopsida, Malvales, Malvaceae. Bases 39 to 665 code for a protein of 208 amino acids.
UUAUUACUUUUAUUUGUAUAUUAUCGUCUUCGUUCGCCAUGGAUGCACCACAAGCUCUUCAACCUAAUGAAACCCGGAUUCAAGUCACUGAUGUCAAUGGAUUCGAUUACUCUCUUAGAGGACAAUGGCUUCGAGCCGCCGUUUUGGGAGCCAACGAUGGGUUGGUUUCAGUCGCUUCGCUAAUGAUGGGCGUCGCGUCGGUUAAAGUAGACAUCAAAUCUUUGAUCGUUUUCGGUUUUGCAGGUUUGGUCGCCGGUGCUUGUAGCAUGGCGAUCGGAGAGUAUGUAUCUGUAUGCACCCAAAGGGAUGUUGAGGUAGCUCAGAUGAGAAGAGAGAAGCGAAAGGGUACGUCCGAGAGUGGAAAUGAUGAUGAGAAACUACCGAAUCCUGUACAAGCUGCGGCGGCGUCAGCUUUGGCCUUCGCCGUCGGUGCGGUGAUUCCGCUAUUGGCUGCUGCUUUUAUAAGGCAGAACAAGGUGAGGAUUGCGGUGGUGGUUGUGGUGGCCACCGUGGCUUUGUUGGUGUUUGGAGUGGUGGGUGCUUUGCUUGGAGGAACUCCGGUGGCGAAAUCCGCCGCCAGGGUGGUUGUCGGUGGAUGGAUGGCCAUGGGCGCUACUUUCGGGCUCACAAAGCUCAUUGGAUCCGAUCAUGGGAUGCAAAAUUGAUUUGCUUUAUCAAUAACGAUGGAAGCCAGAGGAUUAGUUAGGUGGUUUUAGACCUUAAUGGUAUAAUUAACUUCCAAUCCCUGAAAAUUUGUAAAAC